Arctia plantaginis is the source of this 315-nucleotide messenger RNA. The record is from the annotation of a GenBank genome assembly. Lineage: Eukaryota; Metazoa; Arthropoda; Insecta; Lepidoptera; Erebidae.
AUGUCAAAUAUUACUUGGAAACCGUUAGAUGACGGAUACACAGAGCAUAUAGGAAUAUUUAAUGAGAGCCAGAUUAGCUUCAUGGAUGUGUUAACGGUGUGUAACCUUAACCAAUUGAAUUCUGUACCUAAUUUUAUGGGCAGACUCUUGGACCUGGCGCUGUCUAAUACUAGCCUAGAACUGCUUCCAAGCUCCCACCCUCUAGUGCCGGAAGAUAGCCAUCACAGAUCUAUAUGUAUUACUCUGUCGCUGCCUGCUCUUAAUCUGCUAAUAGACAAUAAAAAGAAGAUUUAUCUGUAUAAGGAAGGUAGGUAA